AUGGAAGGUGAAGCAAGUUUCUCACAAAUUACUCCGCCCACCUUUGAUGGAGACAACUAUGACCUUCGGGUAGUUAAAAUGGAGUCUUAUUUGGAGGCGUUGGACCUUCGGGAAGCCGUGGAAGAGGAUUACGAAAUUCCUCCGCUGCUGAACAAUCCUACCAUGGCUCAAUUAAAAUUGCACAAGGAGAAAAAAACCAAGAAGGCAAAGGCAAGAUCAUGUCUCUUUACUGUUGUUUCAUCAAUAAUCUUCACCAGAAUCAUGACUCUCAAAACACCAAAAUCAAUUUGGGACUACUUAAAGGAAGAAUACGCAGGGGAUGAGAGGAUUCGAGUGCCAGAGAGAUACGAAGCAUCAAUAACUACUUUGGAGAAUACGAAGGAUCUGUCCAAAAUCACCUUAGCAGGAGUGUUACAUGCCUUGCAGGCCCAAGAGCAGCGAAGGCUUAUGAGACAAGAUCACGUGGUUGAAGGUGCUUUACCAGCCAAGCAUCAUGAAGUUGGAAGUAGUCAAAGCAGCCAAAGCAAAGACAAAGGUAAAAAGAAAAAUUACCCACCUUGUGAGCAUUGUGGCAAAAUGGGUCACCCACCGUUCAGAUGUUGGAGAAGACCAGACGCAAAGUGCAACAAGUGCAAUCAGCUUGGACAUGAAGCUGUAAUUUGCAAAGGAAAAUUUCAACAACAUGAAGCCAAUGCCAAGGUUAUAGAGCAAGAUGAAGAAGAUCAAAUUUUUGUGGCAACAUGCUUCUCAACAAGGAGUAGUUCUGAAUGCUGGCUGAUUGAUAAUGGUUGUACAAACCACAUGACAUAUGAUAAAACUCUUUUCAAGGAUUUGAAGCCUGUAAAAUUCUCAAAAGUCAUAAUUGGGAAUGGUGACUAUAUUUCUGCAAAAGGAAAAGGAACCAUUGUAAUGUCAACUAGCUCAGGUAUGAAAACAAUCUCAGAUGUUCUGUAUGUGCCUGACAUUGACCAAAAUCUGCUUAGUGUGGGUCAAUUGUUAGAAAAGGGAUUUAAAGUUCUUUUCGAAAAUCAACAUUUUCUUAUCUUUGACACUACCGGUCGGGAGAUUUUAAGGGUUUAA
Lathyrus oleraceus (garden pea) is the source of this 1080-nucleotide messenger RNA. RefSeq lists its product as uncharacterized. The coding region runs from base 1 to 1080 and encodes 359 amino acids. Gene Ontology annotation, molecular function: nucleic acid binding; zinc ion binding. Lineage: Eukaryota; Viridiplantae; Streptophyta; Magnoliopsida; Fabales; Fabaceae. The record is from RefSeq and is a predicted model, not a curated record. The transcript has 2 exons.